GCUCAGUAUCUGUCUACCCUUGCAUUCAUACCUUCAACUCGCCUUUCCUGUUUUCUAUCAACCAAUCCUUGUGCUCAAGUUAUGGCAUGCUUUUUUUUUUCUCGUGAGCUUCAGGAUUAAGGAACUGUUUCUUUUAGAAAGUUGCUAUUGAUUGUGAAAAGCAGGAAGCUGGGGCCACCGCAAGGCCUUAUCGCAUAUAUCUGGAUGUAAUUGUCCGUAGGCUGCCCCGCCUUGAGAAAGAGACACAACAUGAGUGCACUGGGAGAAAUGUUGGCCCUUGUGGACUUUAAUGGGCAGCUUGAGGAUGAGUUAACCAUCAAAGCUGGUGAAGUAGUAAGAAAUGUUAAGCAGACUGGUGAAGCAGGAUGGCUAGAAGGAGAAUUCAAUGGAAAGAGAGGGUUCUUUCCUCAAAUGUUUGUCAAGGAAAUUCCUUCACUUUUUCUUAACGAUAAUGGUCAGAGGUUUCCAAGAUCCAUCAGGAAAGUCAAUGUUUGUCCUCAGAAGAAGAAACAGCGUUGGUGUCGGGCAGAGUACUCAUACAGCCCCAGUAAGCCAGAUGAAUUGGAGCUCAUAUGUGGAGAAGUUCUGGAAGUUCUAGAGGAGAUUGAAGAUGGCUGGUGGCUGGGCAAGAAGGGAGAUUUGGUUGGAGCUUUUCCAUCCAACUUUGUGCAAGAAACUUUUGAGCCUCCUCCAGAUAAUGCAGUCAUUUUGAAGAAAAAUAAUAAGCAAAGACCAAAAGUGUUGGACAUAAGCUUUGCCCCUACGGAAGACAGCACGAUGAAGCAGAAUGAUAAGGUUGCAGUGAAAAAUAUAAAAGAUUCAUCCUCUGGGCCAGUUCCUAUCAGUGAAUUUGCCAGGGUUAUGUUUGACUAUGUCCCCACUCUGCCUGAUGAGCUAGCCCUGAAGAAGGGGGAUGUGGUGGCAGUUAUCAGUAAGGAGACAGAAGAUGAAGGCUGGUGGCGAGGUGAACUUAAUGGAAAAACUGGGGUGUUUCCAGAUAACUUUGUGAUACUGAUACCUCCAAGCUCACAAAUUAAAUCCAGCAAACCUCCUACACGAACUGCCACACUGAAAGGACCAGUAGUGAAAAAGGACACAACUGCCGUGGAGCUCAAGAAACCCGUGAACAGUCCACAGUCACCCAAUGCCAAUUCCAGUGCCAGUUCCCCAGGGCAGAAAGUAUCAAAAAUGAACAAUACAACCAUGGACCUCAAGCCUCCAAUAAACAGCUCCCAGUCUCCCAGUGGCAAGCUCUGUUCUGGUUCCACAGGACAAAAAGUUACCAAAAUGGACACACCUACCAUGGACCAAAAGUCCCCUGCGAACAGGCCACAGUCACCCGCUUCCAAUUCUACAGGUCAAAAAGAGCAAAAAGAAAAUAAGGCAGAGUCUGCUCCCAAGGUGGCACAUCAACCAGGAAAGAAACCUGCGCCACCUCCACCAAUACCAGCCAAGACCAAACCCAGCACUAGCCAAGCCAACAAACCCACAAUUGAAUCACAGACAAAACCAGCAGAAGAGAAAAAGGACAAGAAUAAAGAGACAAAUAGUCCAACUCUGGAUGGACUCAAAGCUUCAUCAGUAAAGUUGGCGCAUCCCACAGCAGACAGACCAAAGAUGCAGGGGAAACGUCCACCAAAGAAUAAGAUUGCCUCCUCAGGGAAUGAAUCUGUUAGCAAUAAAGAUGAAGAUCAUGUGAAUUCCCACAUAAAAAGUCCAACAACUAAGAAUACUCCAAGGUUUUCAAACCCACCUAAUCAAAUAAAUUUUUCAAAUGCAAAGCAUUCUGCUUCCAUAGCAUCCAAGAAGAGCCCUGAACCUGUACAGAAUGUUAAAAUGGAGGAACUUAUGGAAGAAAUAAAAUCACUUAAACUUAUGAUGGACAUUCUUAAAAAUAAGCACUUGACAGAUAUACAAGAAAUUAGAUCAGAAAUCAGUCAAGAGAGAGUGAAACGCUUAGCACUGGAGAUGGAAAUUGAUCAUCUCAAGAAGCUAUCUUUAUCCUAAAUACCACUGAAAACUUGGGCUGGUCCCAUGAGCACAUACAGGAAGCAGCAAACACCAGUUAAUAACCAUGGAAAGAUGGCAUCACAAGUCUUCCUGGAGGCUUCACUGGGGAUGGACACUGUUUGACAUAUUCUGAGAAAAAAUAUGCCUGCCAUUGAUUUUAUUUUAUAGGCAAAGAAUAUUUUUGUCUUGGACAGAGAUACCUAUAAUUUGUGUUGUAUAAUGCUAAUACCUUCUGUAAUACAGUCCUCAGCAGAACUGGUAUUUAUUGAUAAAUGUUCAUAUGUUCAAAUCAUGGACUUGUAAGUUUGGGAAAGUUCAGUGAAGAUAUUAGGAUACUGAACUUAUAAGCAUAAACAGCACUAACUUUACUAAUGGUGUCUGACGAAAGCCUAGAGUCUAUAGAUCCAUGUUCCAAAGGAUUUUCUCUGUAUCCCAGACUAAACUGUAUCGAGAAGAUAGACUCUCUCCCUUGGCACAAAUAGUUAAAAAAUUGUCCCACAGCAGAUAAGACACCAUUUUGGAGUAUAGUAUGCCAUAAAAAGAUGCAAAUGCAUUGAUAAAUGUGUGCCAUGGGUCUUGUAUAAAAACUAGUACAAACUAAGGCCAACAAUACAGCAUAUUCCACCAGGUAAAAUGGCAAUUGUGUCCAAAAGGCUAGCAACAGCUUCUAAUUGAUUUCAAUGGAAAAAUGUAACCUAGUGCAUGUAGGCCCAUUUUUUGUAAGCAGGUGAUUUCAAUAAUUUUUGAGGCUGGUUUACCCAUUGAAACCAGUGGGAAAGGGGUAAAACACAUUGAGUAGGAGGUACAUCGAAGAGUAUUAGAUAUUCUGAUCUGCCACUGAUUUUUCAGCUCAGUUUUUUGCCUUGUGAACAUUGCCUAAGAAGCAAUGUUUUUGGAGACUUCCAGGGAUCAAAAUCUCUGGAUAUUGGUAUUAGUAAAAUCAUAGGUCAUUGCAUGGCACCUAGCAAAGUAAAAGGUGAACAUUAAUAGAAAUUUCCUUUUAGCCUGUUUCACAAAGGGCACAAUAUGGACCGUGUUAGCACCUGUAUUACGGCCACAACACUUGGAUCCAUCAAGGUUCUACUGAAGCAAAAAUUACAUGCAAAAAAAUGUUUUAGGAGAAAUAAGAACCUAUAGCAAAGUAAACUGUGUUUUCAAGGAAACCAUAUCACUGUACCCCAUUAAAAUCUGCAGUUGUAUUGUAUGAGACAUGUUAUACUGUGUAAUGGUUUUAAUAAGAAAAAUGACCGUGUUACCCAUAGAAACCAGUUAUGUCUCUUUUUCUAAUGUAAAAUAAAAACUCUGAUGGGUUGCUAUGGGUAAGAGACAAAUUUCAUACAUAAGCCCUGAAAAGUUUAUACAGUAUAUCAUGUUUUUGGAAUGGAUUUCUACUGUAAAAUGUGCAAUAUUGUCAAUAAAUAUUGAGAUGUA
Molecule: messenger RNA, 3441 nt
Organism: Bufo bufo (common toad)
Lineage: Eukaryota; Metazoa; Chordata; Amphibia; Anura; Bufonidae
Gene: MNMIP1
Product: SH3 domain containing 21
Exons: 20
Coding region: 250-2007 (585 amino acids)
Molecular function (GO): protein binding
Source: RefSeq, a predicted model, not a curated record